UCUGGCAGAGGGGCAAGGUUUCGUUUACAAAGUGUAAGGACGGUCAGCUGUUCGGCUUCAGCAACAGACUAGUCGUUUUAACUUUAAAACGAGUCUAGAAAAUAAUUAAUUCAGGCGGGGUAGUGAAUUCAAGCUGCUAGUUCUUUUGUGAGGGGAGGAACCUUUCAGCAACACGACUCAUUUCCACACGGAAUACUGUCCGAUUGGGACUGUAAAUACACCGUCGUAGCUGCUCCGCAGAGAGGAAAGACCCAUGAGGGUGUAAUAAAUAACAGGCAGAUUUCAAUGAAACAGACAGGCGCUUUCAGUCGAAGCGGACGCAGAGCUGUGAAGUUGGCUGGUUCCGGUGUUAAAGCGUGAAUCCGGGAAGAGAUGGAGCCGUGUCGGCGGGCCGGACUCAGCGGGGUCCUGUGCUCCCUGUCACUGCUGUGUGUCAUCCUGGACAUCCAGCUGGACGGUGUCUUUGGGGCAACUCAGGCUGAGAUUGAGCACCACUUGGAGAUGGGCCGCAAACUUUUGGCAGCUGGUCAGCUGGCCGAAGCCCUGUCCCACUACCACUCUGCUGUGGAGGGUGACUCUAAGAAUUACCUGACCUUCUACAAGCGAGCUGCAGUGUUUCUGGCCAUGGGAAAGUCCAAAUCUGCCCUGCCAGAUCUGACCAAGGCUAUCCAACUCAAGCCCGAUUUCUUGGCUGCCCGCUUGCAGAGAGGGAACAUCCUGUUGAAGCAGGGCAGCACGCAGGAGGCUCGGGAGGACUUUGAGGCAGUGCUGCAGCGGUCCUCAGACAACGAGGAAGCUCAGAACCAGCUGAUGAAGGCGAACGAGCUGGAGGAGCUGCAGGAGGAGGCCCAGGCUGCGUACCACCAAGGGGACUACAGCACAACGAUCGCUCUGCUGGAGAGAGUUAUAGAAAUCUCUCCUUGGGAUCCGGAGUCUCGGGAGCUCCGCGCAGAGUGCUACAUCCGGAUGGGAGAUCCACAGAAAGCCAUCCAGGAUCUCACGCCGACGACGCGGCUUCGCAACGACAACCGCGCCGCCUUUCUGAAGCUCAGCAAGCUGCACUACAGCCUCGGCGACCACCACGAGUCACUCAACAACGUCAGAGAGUGUCUGAAACUCGACCAGGACGACAAGGAGUGCUUCAGCCACUACAAGCAGGUGAAGAAGCUCAGCAAGCAGCUGGACUCGGCAGAAGAGCUGAUUGAGGAGGGCAGGUGGAUUAAAUCAGCGCCCGAGGCGAUAGACGUGUGUUCGGAGGCCCACCAGAGAGACCCCCGCAACGCCAACGUCCUCAGAGACAGAGCAGAGGCCUAUAUCCUCAACCAGGACUACGAGAAAGCUGUGGAGGACUACCAGGAGGCGAGAGAGUUCGACGGCGACAGCAACGAUAUCAAAGAGGGGCUGGACCGAGCCCAGAGGCUGCUCAAGCAGUCUCGUAAGAGGGACUACUAUAAAAUCCUCGGUGUCAGCAGGAAUGCCAACAAGCAGGAGAUCACCAAGGCGUACAGGAAGCUGGCACAGCAGUGGCACCCCGACAACUUCCAGUCUGAGGCCGAGAAGAAAGAAGCAGAAAAGAAGUUUAUUGACAUCGCAUCGGCCAAAGAGGUCCUUACUGAUCCAGAAAUGAGACAGAAGUUUGAUGCGGGCGAGGAUCCGCUGGACCCAGAAAGCCAGCAAGGUGGAGGCGGAGGUCAGCAGGGCUGGCCUUUUCACUUCAACCCCUUUGAAUCUGGCGGCAGCUUCCACUUCAAGUUCCAGUACAACUAGAGAGCAGGACUUGACGAACACACGGGCGGGGAGGGGGGUAGUGUCGUUUUUAGGUGGAUUGGAUACUUUGGAAAAAACCUUCGGGGGAUUUUGGAGGACGAGUCUUCCUCAAAAGCUCUGCGUCAGCCUGGACGCAGGUUUUCGCAAACUUUCUUUUGUUAUUUUGGACUUUUUACCACAAAAUCAAAGGACCUACCUGUGGUUACUCAUAGAUUACGUUGUGCUUGAAGAAAAUGAAGUCUACAGACGAGCUCCGUAGGAAAUGUGUGACAGCUGGAAGCAGUGUCCGCUCUUAUUCUUUCUUUGUGCCAUUCUUUGAAGCGCUACUCGGCGCCUCCUUUUUAUUUUUAGUGCCGUGAUUCUUUGCUUGAAAAUCUGUACGUCUGUCCGUUUGCUUGCAGUAUUCUUUAAAGGUCUACUGAUUUCAGUCUCUAUUUUUUACCAUGUCGAGACGUCUCUACACUAGAGAAGCAGGAUUUUUAUAUUUAUCAUUAGACCUGUGGCUGUUGAGCUAUAUUUAUGGUGAAACUCGAGCACCGCUACAGGAAACCUGUAGGUGUAAGAAUUUCAAUAUCCUAUGGAUCUGAAGUCAGUGUAGGUGCUCUGUGAUGUAUACAUGUAUAUUUUUAAAUUUAAAUCAGCGCCUCCUGAUAGCUAAUUGGAAUAAUUCUGUGUGAAUUUUGGUUUGGAGAUGUUCAUUUAUAUCCAGGGGCAGACAUUAUGGAUGUAAGUGCACAAAAUAAGUGGAAAAAAAAAGUUUAGAAAAACAGCCGCAAAUGACUGCAUUGACAUUUAGAGUAUUUCUGUUUCUUCCCUCCUCCUUUCAAGGAAACGUUUCGAAAGCUUGCACUUUUACUUUGUUCGAAAAGGCCACUUCCCUCCUCCUGCACUCCUGAAAUGUUACUGUAGGCCUUUGAAAAGCCUUCCACACACUCCCCUGUGUCUUCAGUGGCUAUCCGAGAACCUCAUUUAUAAAUAGGUCUUACUGAAGCGUGUCUGAGCUGCUGCUUUAUUUUUCCCGAGGUACACCAUAUCUACUUCAAAAGCAGCAUGUUUGGAUAAUAUUUAUCCAAUGGGUCGCACUGACACAUACGAACUUCAUACAGUUUAUAAAUGAGGUUCUUGCAGCCACACGGGCCACACAGGUGAACCGAGAUGAUGUUUUUAAAGACUUUAUUUUUUAGCACAAAUUAAGUUAUUUUGUCUUUAAUAACUUGAGGACACACUGACUGUAACCAGCUUCUACUGCUUGAUUGUGUGAACAAAAUGUGACAGGCUCUCUUUGUAUUUAACUCUGAGUGGGAUGGUUUUGUUUCUGGGUUUCUUUUGUUGGAGGCUUUUUUUUCCUGUUGCCAAACUGAGUCAGCUGACAAGCUCAAGUGUAUUAAAAUAUUGAAACAAACGCA
This is a messenger RNA of Neolamprologus brichardi, 3173 nucleotides long. The record is from RefSeq and is a predicted model, not a curated record. NCBI's taxonomy places the organism in Eukaryota, Metazoa, Chordata, Actinopteri, Cichliformes, Cichlidae.